Messenger RNA from Thunnus maccoyii (southern bluefin tuna), 3103 nucleotides. RefSeq names its product gasdermin-E-like. The coding region runs from base 422 to 1876 and encodes 484 amino acids. NCBI's taxonomy places the organism in Eukaryota, Metazoa, Chordata, Actinopteri, Scombriformes, Scombridae. The record is from RefSeq and is a predicted model, not a curated record. Gene Ontology annotation, cellular component: cytoplasm. Gene Ontology annotation, biological process: programmed cell death. The transcript is spliced from 10 exons.
CGCACGCAGGCACACACAUACACAAAUGCCAGAGUAUGAUUAUAAUUAGCUGUGGAGAGAGUGGGAGGAGGCAGAGGUCUCUCUAUCCUGCGCUCUAACUGUAUAGUCAAUCCCUCUCCCACCAUUCAGCCACAGCUCUGACUGAACUGUGUUGUUGUCAGUGAUUUUCCUCAACAUCCUCGUCGCUAUACUUACAGUUUUGUAGUAACACUGCGAGCCAACUGAUUUUGUUAAACCCAGAGGACUACUUGUGUGUGUGUUUGGACAACUUGGUCUAUUUUUACGCAUGGAAACAUCGGUGAUAUUCCAGGAGUGACAACUGGGCGGACGGGAGCUCUGAACAAACGACGCAAAAAAUCCUGAAUUUGUUGACUUAUACUGAAGAUAAUUAGAGCUGUCUGCAGUCCUCGUCGCUGAAGCCAUGUUUUCCAAGGCCACUGCCAACUUCGUUCGUCAGAUUGACCCUGAGGGAAGCCUCAUCCACGUGUCCAGAUUGAACGACUCCCAAAAACUGGAUCCCAUGGCACUAGUCGUCAAACGAAACCGCAUCUGGUUCUGGCAGAGGCCGAAGUACCAACCAACAGAUUUCACCCUAAGCGACUUGUUGCAGGGCGACGAGGUGCUUACUCCUGGAGUGUCUGGGGCUGAAUUCCUGUCCUACAAUGGGACCUAUGGAGACCAACUCCAUGGGAAACUGGAAGCCGAGGCUGGCCCUGCUAGUGUGGCAUUGGAGGGGCGGGGUGCUGUCAAGCUCCAGUCAUGUUUUGGCAAGCUGAGGAAAGAGGAACUGGAUGUGAAGAAGCUGUUACGCGACUCCAGUGGCAGGCUGGUGGACAUGCAGCACGUGCUGGUGCAGCAGCUGGAGAAGCGGGCUGAGGUGCUGGCAGUGGUGAAGGAGAGGAUCCUCACCACCAGCACCUGCACCGUCAGCCAGACAAAAAAGGAGGACUGCACCUUUCAGGGGCUAAUGGGCAUGCUGGGGAGCCGUGUUAAGGUGUGUGUGAAGGACAGCAACAACAUUGAGGUGGACAGUGAUGUUUCCUUGGAGAUCCCUUCUGGUACGGUCAUUGCAUACAGCAUCCUGGAACUGGAGAUUAAGAAAAGCGGACACUAUGAGAUAUGCCUACAACCUGGCAAAAUUGGAGGCUUUGAGGCUGAUAUGGUUAGGACCUGGUCUCAAGAUUCCUUGAAUAAAGUGGACGGAAGGUGCUAUGAUGAGAGCGUUCCAGAAAAAAUACCUUUCAGUACGCUGCAAAAUGGAUCAGAGGAGAUGGAUCUUUCUGCGCUGGCAGAGUUUCCCCAGUCAACUCGACGUGCCUUGUUCCUGAAACUCCAAGAGACUCUGAGGGACAAUGUGGCUCUGACAUAUCUGCAGAGUUAUCUGGAGGAGGAGUUGUAUACCGAUGAAACACUCAAUAUGGAAAAGCAGGAGGAGGAGCUGUCAGAGAGUCAAAGAAAACUGAUAUCAGCCAUACUGGACUAUAUUGGCACAGGCGGUCACAAUGAGAACAGCCAGUCUGGCGGCGCUGCUCGCAUGAAUGCAGCUCACCUGUUGGUCAGUGCCAUGGAAGAGUUGCCUGACAAAACUCUGAGCCUCCUGAGUGAGAGCCACCCUGAUUUUCUGGAGGCCUUCGACACACUGAUGUGCUUGUUAAAGGAGGGCAGACAGCCGCUCCCCAUCCAGUCUCUUCCUGUCCAGCUGCAGGACAACCAGACCUUCCAGCUGGCAGAGCAGCUGCUUAGCUCCAUCAAUGUGACCCUGAGGAGAGACACCGACUGGCUGCGGGCAGAGACAGAAGAUGAACAGGGAGUGCUCACAUCGCUCCUCUGCCUCAGCGUACAUGGAUUAUUUUUGCUGUGCAGCGGGCAAAACUAGGCAUGUCUGCUUGCGCAUUUUUCUUCUUUCAUUGUGGAUUAUGCUCUACCUGUUUCUUUCUUUAUUGUUAAAUUUAUUGGGAUUAAGCUUUCUAUGGAUUUUGCAUAAAAUAUUUUUAUUGUUAUAUUACUUUCAUGUUGUUUAAUUGUUACACUAUGAUCAGAUGAUAGUGUUAUAUUAUUUUUCUUACAUAAUUUUUGUUACUUAAAGCAAGCACUUACAUAUUUUUGUAAAAAAAAAAAAAGAAAUAUAUAUAUUACGUGGUUAUUUGUGAUACUGUGGCACUGUUCUGGUUCUCACUCUUUUAUUCCUUUUAAACCAUUAAGGAGGUUGGUACUUGAUUAGCACCUUCUAUAAAUCUAUCUUUAAAUAGUUGUUGUUUGGUAUAAAUUCUGUGUCAUUACUUUAUAUGUUUUAAUUUUUUUGCCUACAGUGAAAAUUUGCCUCAUUCAUAAAUGGGUGGAAAAAAAUCUGACUCCGUGCAUCAAGUAAAAAGUGCUUAAGCUGAAAACAAUUGUUAAUACUAUAAGCUCAAGAAAUGUUUAUAUGUCAUUUCAUGUUUUUCAGUGCACAAAAUACUUUUGAUGCACGCCAACGGUACACAAAAUUGGUAACAUUUAAAGCUGUAGUGCAGGUGUUUUCUUUCCAUUCAAAAUUUUUACUUUAAAUGAGGCUACAUGUUAUUACAGCCACUUAUAUUAAACUAAAUAUAUUUAUCAGAUGCAAUAUAUAUUUAACAUUCCCUAAAAUGCUGAUAUUGAAUACUAACAGGCUAUAUUACAGCAUUCAUAAUGCAGUAAUAAGAGAAUGUAAUGAAGUAAUAAUAAUGCAAUAUUGAUGUUUUGAUAUGACAUGUACUUGUACAUGAAGUUUUAUGAAGCUGCUUUUGCCAUGACCUCAUUGUCAUUUUCCAGUUUGUUACUUUGCAUCAUAACUUAUUGUUGUUUGGAAGGACGUGUCUCACUUUAACCUUCAUUAGUACAUUUUGAAAAAUCUGUGCAUUUAAGUGUCUGUCGGUGUCAUUCCUCUUUCAGAAUGUAUCAUUUUAGUGGUAGUGGCAUAUAAAGCUGUCUCCCAAAGAUGAAGCAGUGUGACACAAAAUGAGAAAUCAUAUUUCUCCAUUUUGGAAAUCUUUAAGGAGAAUGUUUACUUUUGAGGUUAAGUCUUGCACUCUGUGUUAAAUAAAAGACUGCAAACUAUUAAACUUUAUUUUCAUUAAAAACUUCA